CGACGCCAUGGACGGGGAUGAUUGUCGCAGGCAGGCUGUUGCCGCGGUCAGCCGUCCCCGACGCUGCCUUUGACUACACCGUUGCUUGCUCCAGGCUGCAUGCCGACGCCUCCCCUCUCAGAUUUUGAUUCGACGGAACGAGACACAUGGCGAAAAGCGGCAGAGCAGCCACGGGAUUGGACGUCGUCCCAGCAGGCUUCGAGAGCCGUGAGCACGGGCAAACCAACGGUGGAGAUCAUUCUCUCACUGCGACUGCGAGUCCUCUGCUCUCUCUCUCUCUCUCCCUCCCUUGGAUCUCUCUACAAAUACCACUCCACCUCGCUUUCGCAAUACACAAACACAACACAAGUGUGUUUCGUUUCCGUCCAGCAGGAAGCUAGCCUCGGCGUCCGACAUGGCCGGCGAGAAGACGGCGUCGUCCGGCGCCACCGAUCUGGUGGAUCCCGCGACGGCGACGGCUACGGCGCAGAAGAAGCCGCGGGGGCGGCCGCUGGGGUCCAAGAACAAGCCGAAGCCGCCGGUGGUGGUGACGCGGGAGAGCGAGGCGGCGAUGCGGCCCGUGGUGCUGGAGCUGGCGGCGGGGUGCGACGUGGUGGGCGCGGUGGCGGCGUUCGCGCGCCGCCGCCGCGUGGGCGUGUCCGUGCUCUGCGGGCGCGGCGCCGUCGCCGCCGUCACGCUGCGCCUGGCCGCGUCCUCCGCCGCGGUCACGCUGCACGGGCGGUUCGAGGUGCUGGCGCUGUCCGGGACCGUGGUGCCGUCGUCGUCGUCGGCGUCGGCGUCCGCGCCGGCGUUCUCGGUGUCGCUGGCCGGGGAGGGCGGGCAGGUGAUCGGCGGGACCCUGGCGGGGGAGAUGACUGCCGCGGAUGGGGUGGUCGUGGUGGCCGCCGUGUUCGGGAGCGCCCAGGUGCACCGGCUGCCCGCCGCUGGCGCGGAGGACGAGGACAGCGGCGGUGGAAGGGAGGAGGGAAUGCGCGCGCAGGUGGCCGUGGGACUGGGUGGCACUGGCACCGGCGGCGGCCUCGUGGUCGUGGGGCGGCAGCACGCGCAGCAGCUGCCAGAGGUGGGUCUGUGGGGCCAGCAGCCGACGCCCGCUCACGUUCGCGGACCGGUCCACGCUCUGCCCCGUUUCUAGAGGCAGUUGGCAGCUGCAUGGCGUCCUUGUGCUUGGCGCGUGACGCUCUUUUGCCCGGACACGGAGACGGCUCCCUCCGUUUUUGGUGGCGGUGCCUUCAGACUGUCUUCAGCGGUUCCCCCUAAAUUUGUCCCCCUAUUUCCCACUCACGUGCCACGUCAGCAAUCUCUCUCCCCCUAUAUCUCCACGCUCUACAGCGGUUCCCCCUAUAACAAUCCUCUAUACCCCACCACACCAAUAUUAUAUACUUUCCUCAUCAACUAACUCAACUACCAUGAAAUCUUAAAAUUAUUUUUAUUAAUUAUUUGCAUAGUACACGGGGCAUUUUCGGUCUACAUGUAAUUAGCGAACUUAAUAAUUGCUAUUAAUACGUUAGUUUUAAUACGUUACGAUU
This is a messenger RNA of Zea mays, 1526 nucleotides long. RefSeq names its product AT-hook motif nuclear-localized protein 17. The transcript has a single exon. Gene Ontology annotation, molecular function: DNA-binding transcription factor activity; minor groove of adenine-thymine-rich DNA binding. Lineage: Eukaryota; Viridiplantae; Streptophyta; Magnoliopsida; Poales; Poaceae. Gene Ontology annotation, cellular component: nucleus. Bases 395 to 1132 code for a protein of 245 amino acids. The record is from RefSeq and is a predicted model, not a curated record.